Molecule: messenger RNA, 1815 nt
Organism: Vanderwaltozyma polyspora DSM 70294
Lineage: Eukaryota; Fungi; Ascomycota; Saccharomycetes; Saccharomycetales; Saccharomycetaceae
Gene: VHT1
Product: Vht1p
Exons: 1
Coding region: 1-1815 (604 amino acids)
Biological process (GO): transmembrane transport
Cellular component (GO): membrane
Molecular function (GO): transmembrane transporter activity
Source: RefSeq, a predicted model, not a curated record
AUGUCAUCAAAAACUACAGGAUGGAAAAAAUAUUUCCCACAUCUAAGGGUAUUGCCAGAAGAAGCGAUAUUGAAAUCUUUAGCAGAGGCAAGAGACUCUACUUCUGAUCAAGAUCUAUCCAUCAUUCAUGAUGAGGUAGACCAAAAACCCAAAGAUGAAGCUCGUAUCUCUUCAAGCACUUACAAAUCUUCAGGUUAUAUCAAGGAGCAUGCGCAAGAGGUUUCCAUCGACUUGAAAAAGGGUGUUCCCUAUGAAUUAAGAGAUGAGGCUGGUAGGUCUCGAUGGAAAUUUUUCGAUGAGUUUGAAUAUAGGGUUAAUAAGCAUUACAGAAGUACAAGGAAGUGGUAUCAAUUUUUAUAUCCAAAUCAUGACAGAUCUAGUAAGGCUGAAAAAAGGUUGUUGUAUAAAUUAGAUCUAGUCUUGGGUUUAUACUUCCUAUUGCUGUGUUGGUCAAAAACUGUCGAUGCUUCAAAUUAUACCAAUGCUUAUGUCUCUGGUAUGAAAGAAGAUUUGAAUAUGAAAGGUAACGAUUUUAUCACGACAUCCACUAUCGCUAACGUUGGGUCCAUUGUAUUCCAAUUGCCAUUCAUGUAUCUAUUACCAAGAUUCCCUGCCCAUUUAAUCUUACCUAUAAUGGAUUUGGGUUGGACUUGGUUUACUUUUGCUUGUUACAGAGCUCAUUCUCUGGCUGAAUUGCGAGCAUAUAGAUUUAUUCUAAAUGCAUUUGGUGCUGCUUACUACCCUGUAUCUCAGUAUAUUCUAGGUUGUUGGUACGCACCUGAUGAAAUUAGUUCAAGAGUAUGCCUCUUCUUUUGCGGCCAACUUCUGGGUUCAGUUACUUCAGGUCUUUUACAAAGCAGAAUUUAUAGAGAUCUAAAUGGUGUCAACGGUCUUGCCGGUUGGAGAUGGAUGUUCUUGAUUAAUGCUAUCGCCAUAUCUUUGCCAACUGCAAUCAUUGGUUUCUUUGUCAUUCCUGGUGUCCCUUCAAGAUGUUACUCUCUCUUUUUAACUGACGAAGAAAUUAGAAUUGCAAGGGAGCGUAAUAGAAGAAAUAAUAUUACUGAUGCUAUUCCAAAGGCUCAAUUGAAGAAAAUGUGGGAUUGGAGAAUCUGGAAAAAAGUAUUUUUGACUUCUACUUUUUGGAUUCUCGUUGUGUUUGAUUUAACUUCAUGGAACAAUUUUGGAUCUACUGGGGGUGCUUAUACAUUAUGGUUGAAGUCCAAUCCAAAUUAUUCAAUCCCCAAGGUUAAUCAAUUGAGUGUUCUGCCUCCAGCUUUAGGUUUGGGUUUUGUGAUCUUCUGUUCAUUCGGUGCUGAUCUCUUUAGAUGCAAAUGGAUCUUUAUGGUUUUUGCCGCAAUUAUGAAUUGUAUUUCAUGUGGUAUCCUAAUUACGUGGAACGUUAGUAAUAGUGCAAAAUGGUAUGCAUUUUUAACCACUUAUUUCAGUGUUGCUGCAUCACCUUGUUUAUGGUCCUUUAUUAAUGAUUUUUUAAGGUUCGAUCCCCAAGUCAAAGCUGUUACUUGGAUUGCUAUUUACUCUAUUUCCCAGUCGACUAAUGCAUGGAUUCCAAUCUUAGUUUGGCCAACAGUUGAUUCUCCAAGAUUUAAGAAAGGUUAUGUUUCAAGUGUUAUCUUUGGUGGUAUAUAUGGUUUGUGGACAUUUGUAGUUUUGUAUUUCUACAAGAGGAAUGAGAAAAGACACUCAUUGGAUAACGGUAUUAUCAUCUACGAUAGUAGUAAAGGUGAGGAACCACCUUCAUAUGUUGAAACCAACAUGAUUCAAGAAGAUGGUUAUUACUAUGUUAAGAAUGAGUAA